AUGAAGCUUUUCCGGUUUUUUAUUGCAUUUCUGCUGAUAUUGUAUGUGACAUGUGAAACUCUUCAAGAUCCUUAUAAAAUUCUCGGAUUAACGAGAAAAUCCACUCAAAAAGAUAUCAAAAGAGCUUAUAAAGCUUUAGCUAGAGAAUGGCAUCCUGAUAAGAACGAAGACCCGGAUGCCCAAGAGAAAUUCGUUGCGAUCUCAAAAUCUUACGAGCUUUUAUCUGAUCCUCUGAAGAAAGAGAGAUAUGACAAGUUUGGAACCUUCGAUGAUUCGCCUAUGCCUGAUUAUCAUCACUAUGGAGGUUUUGAUCAAUUCUUCGGUGGAAGCGAAGAAAGCUUUUUCAACAAGCAAAGAGUAUCGUUGAAGCAAUACAUGCAUACGAUAUUAGGCAGAAGCCAUCAGCAACCUUUUUUGUUUUUUGCUUAUUCAAAUUACUGCCAUAUGUGCUUCCGGUUGUUGGAUCAAUGGAAAUCGGUCACUGAAGACUUGGAACCAUUAGGUUAUGGAAUCGGAUCAGUAAAUGCGUUCACCGAUGGAAAUUUGCUCGAAAAACUGCGAGUGACUCAAUUACCUCAAAUCGUGGCUGUUGUAGAGGGAAGAGUCAUUCCUUUCCGAGAGAAUGCUAUGACCAUAACAGCCAAAAAAGUUCGGGUGUUUGCCAGGGAUAUAAUUCCUAAUACUUACUUUGAAAAAAUCAACAAUCAUGGCAGUCUUCGCCGCUUUGUUGACACUUGGACUGCUACAAAUAAGGUUUCGAUUCUUAUUGUCGGUGCUGCCUCAGAGCCGAGAUUGCGUUAUCUCCUCACGGCCAUGAAAUAUUCCGCGUUCGCCAAAUUUGGUUAUGUUCAUAAUGCUGCCAAUACGGAAGAAGUUGAUUCAUUGAGGAACGCAUUGUCCAUCAAAUGUAAAGAUUGUGAAAAUGUUUUAAUUUUCAACGAUACACCCGAGAAUGGACCUGUCUCUCGAUUGUCCAUCUCCAAUAUCAAUCAACUAACCGUGGAGAGUCUGCAUAGUUUGAUUGAAACUAACAAGUUCUUAGCUUUACCCAGGCUAUCUUCCAUGGAUUACUUCGAUGAGAUCUGCCCUGUCAGCUCUCGAAACCCCAGGAAUCUGUGUGCCAUUCUUCCUGUAUUUGAUACUGAAGAAGAAAAAGAUUUUGUUGACUCUUGGAGAACUUAUGCCAUUAACAGUUACAAUAGAUGGAGCCAAAUGAAAUUGCGCCUUGUAUAUAUUUAUGCCAAUAAGCAGUCCGAAUGGUUGAGACCAUUCAUUGAGAAACGAGGACCUGAACAAGUGUCUCCAACUGCCAGGGAUAUUCUAGUCAUUUGGCGAACUGAGCAUGUGAAGGCUCGAUUCGUAUGGUUGCCCUCCAUUUGGAAUGGUGUUGAAGAUACGCUCAAUAAAGUUUUUGUUGAGAUUCUCACUCAGAGAAUCAAAUUGUCUGAAGAGUGCCAUGUUUCUAAUUUGAAAGACGAGUUUGCUCUUUCUUGGUGGACAAGAGGAUGUCGAACAUUCGUGAGAAUGAUAGAAUCCACCUGGUAUUAUCUCUCCAAGGAAGAGGCUUAUCCCCUCUUAUCCGGCGUUGCCACUCUGGUAGUCAUUCUACUUAUUGGGUAUGGAUUGAAUUACAUGAACCAAGACGUCAAAUAUAGGAAGAAAGUCAGAACAUACCCUGAAGACUGGCAUCCAGAUGAUCCUCAAUUACAUCCAGACGCAGUCGCUUCUCGGCGAGCCAGAUAUCUCCGAUAUAUGUCGCCUUCAAUACACGAGCUUAGGGCAGAGAGUUAUUUUGGAAUGAUCCGCUUAUUGAAGCCUGGAUGUCGAUCCUUAAUUGUAUUGGUGGACGAAAGUACGAAAGACCAGCUUUUACCUAUUUUCGCUGAGGCCGUUUAUCCGCUCAGAAACAACAAAACUUUUUCAUUCGGUUAUUUAAUGGUAAACAAGAAUUUGGAGUGGUUUGUAAGCUUAUUGAAGCUCAUAAUCCCAGACGGUUACAACGAGACUCACUGCGUGGACCGUCUUAAAAAAAUUGAAUCCAACCGUGUUGUUGGAACCGUCCUUUCAUUAUGCGGAUGGAAAUUGUAUUAUUGUAUAUACCAUCCGAUGCAUGAUACGGAUUGGGAUUAUAGUGAAUCCGAAUAUUUUGCCGAUAUAUUUGAUGAUUAUGAGGAGAACAACCAGAAGACCAUGUUGAGGAAGCGUAUGCAUGAGUUAGCCUCAACUGAUCCUGAGAUCGUCCUGAGUGAAUUCUCUUCAUGGAUUGAUCAACUACUAGAGGGAACUGUUAGAAGGUAUUAUAUUCCAGAAUGGCCGGAUAAUCUUCGUUAG
Messenger RNA from Auanema sp. JU1783, 2331 nucleotides. NCBI's taxonomy places the organism in Eukaryota, Metazoa, Nematoda, Chromadorea, Rhabditida, Rhabditidae. The record is from the annotation of a GenBank genome assembly.